Molecule: messenger RNA, 1101 nt
Organism: Colletotrichum destructivum
Lineage: Eukaryota; Fungi; Ascomycota; Sordariomycetes; Glomerellales; Glomerellaceae
Product: Putative S-adenosyl-L-methionine-dependent methyltransferase superfamily
Exons: 7
Coding region: 1-1101 (366 amino acids)
Source: RefSeq, a predicted model, not a curated record
AUGUCUAAACCUGAAACUCGUGUUUCUGCGAACAACACACCGGUUCCUCCAGAGUCGGAUCCACCAGCUCAACUGACUCUUGACGAAGGCGGCGACAAUGCUGGUGUGAUUAUCCCCGAAGACCCGAAGAGGUACCAGGUCUGGAGAAUUUCAGGGCCGUCGGCACACUUUUCUAACCCUCGCCUUGAAUGCAGCUUACAGAUGACGACGAGUCGGCACUUGGAAGCCGUAACAAGCUCGGUUUUGGACUACCGGCUUGAGAAUGGACGGACCUACCACGCGUACAAGAACGGCAAUUUGGAGCAAAACAUGUUCCUCCGAACUUUUGGCAACCGGCUUGGACCUGCCCCGCCAAACGAAGAGAAGUCGAACGUAGGACGCGUUCUUGAUUCGGGUACAGGCACUGGCAUCUGGGCAACUGAUUUCGGCGAAGAACACCCUGACGCUGAGGUUAUCGGCGUCGAUCUUUCUGUUACUUGGCCAAAUUAUAUGCCUACGAACGUGAGGGUUGAGAUUGAUGACCUCGAGGAGCCGUGGAUCUUUUCUCAGCCCUUGAACUACAUACACAGUCGAAACAUGCAGGCGGUAAUCAUCGAUUGUGCCAGUUACAUCAAGAAGUGCUAUGACAACCUUGCUCCUGGUGGGUAUCUUGAGGUGAACGAGGUCGACCUCUUCCCGCAGUCAGACGACGGGACUCUCAAAGACGACUCUGCAAUCUUGGAGUCGACUCGGUUGAUCCAUGAAUGUUCAACUAUCUUUGGACGCUCGCCUCUGAAGCUGGAGGACCUGGCUGAAAUCAUGACCAGUGUGGGCUUCGAGGACGUCACAGCCCAGAAAUUCAAAUGGCAUACGAACUCGUGGCCUAAGGAUGCGCACUACAAGGAGUUGGGUGCAUGGUGCCAUGAUAACCUCGUAGCUGGAUGGGAGGGUGUUUCCAUGGCACCUUUCACCAGAGCGCUGAAUUGGUCCAACAAGGAGGUCAUUGUAUUCAUGGUUGAUGUGCGCAAGGAGCUUGCCAACAAGCAGAUCCAUGCAUACUUCUCAGUAUGGUCGGUCUAUGGCAGGAAGUCCAGUACGCCAAAAUCGCCUACUGUCGCUUGA